AUGGCAAAUUUUAAAUUAUUUUUGUUUAUAACCGUCAUAUUUUUUACUAAUGCGGACGAAGAUUUGAAGGAUUUUGAAUUUUCGGAGCCUCACGAGCUGUUGAUUGCCCAAGAGUCCAGAAAUUAUGAGACAGUGGUCAAACCUCCUGUGAGGAUAGUAAAACCGAAUGGUGUGACAAAUUCCCAUAGGCCACAAUAUAAUCUGGACUCGUUGGAAGAUGUUAAUUUUGAGACCACUAAGCGACCUGUAGUCAAAAAUUAUAAGUUAAGAAAAAAUAAGGAAGGCAUGAUUAGAGAGGCAGUUCUGCGAGCGUUGGAACGGAAGGACCAUGUGGGGAAAUUUGCUCAGAUCCUGCCCAUCAUCAGGGCGAUGUCAGGAAACCAGAGGGUGGCGCUGGCUUCGUUGGUGGCCAGUCAAGUUACUACACCCCCUGGAAGGCAGCCAUUAAGUCUUUCUCAGGUGAGAUCAAUGUUCAGUAACGACACUGCAGACUUGAUGCUACCAAUUUUACUAGACACAGCCAAUUUGAUUCGUCGCUCAAUGAGACCUGGGAAGGAACCCAGGGAAGUAAAACUACCACAAACACUGAUGCAACGAAGAUCCUUUACAGAAGACACUUUAGACGAUGACAUGUUUGAUACUGGAACAAAAGAAAGCACAACAAUACAGUCAAUCAUACAAAAAUACCGCGACCUUAGAAACAGAUCUCAAAGAGUACCAUUCACUAAAAUUAAUUCCACCAAAUUAAAUGAAAACACUGUACAAGAUAAAACAAAUAACACACAAAUAAAUGAAAAUUUAAAAGAUACGUAUAGCUUUGAUGAGAAUAAUAGAAACCUCACUAGAUCGUCAUAUUUAACAACGGAUUCAGCUAAAUUGAAAUAUGAGAGCGUAAAUCGUAUACAAGAUAACAGUACCUUAGAUCUCGAAGUAGAAGCUACCAACGUGACGCUAGUCGAAGACAUGCCAGUCGCUGAAAAGCUUCGCUCUCCCAACAGAUAUGUGGAAAGAAAAGGAAACUUCAUUCGUAGAGGUACAUUUCCGAAGCCAUCACCUCCGUCUCGUAGGACCACGCCCGAGCCAACUCUUGGACUGAUCAGACGACGACCAACCCCAGCUAGAAUAUUGGCAGUCAAUGAACAAGCCAAAUGCGAGUUAUUUACGAAUAGCCUGUGUUUGCAUUCUGAUGAUUACCCAACAGAUGCAAUAGUCCAAUCAAUAAGACGUAACAAGGCAGCAGCCGGAGCUCUUUUAGCUGAUUUUAAGGAACCUGGAGAAGGAUCAAUUGAUGGUAUCACUGCGGCUCAAGAGGAGAAGUACACCGCCGAACAUUAUUUAAUAUCUAACAGACGUGGGGAUACAUCAAAUAGAGACUUCGCGAGCGCAGGCGAGGCGGGCUUCAUGUGCCCCAGCACGGUGAAGUACGCGCGGCCCCAGCGUGCUCGCGCCACCUCGGGGCAAUGGAAGUAUAUUGUGAAUACCGGCGAGCACACGCAGACAUUGAGACUGGAGAAAUGUCUGAAACCAAAAGAAUCGUGCACGUACUUAACAGAAAAUUUCAAAUCGAAAUGCGUCCAGGUGUAUAAUUACCAUAGGCUUCUUACUUGGGAUCAACAGAACGGGCUACACAUGGAUAUAUUUAAAGUACCGACGUGCUGCUCCUGCCAUAUAGAAGGUUACAGUGUAUCAUUCCCGCCUCUAGGCCACAGAGUACACGAAACAUCAUCAGAACAUUUUCCAGGAGAAGAUUUGUCUUCUGAGCAUGGAAAUCAAGCAUUUGAAUCAGUCCAGUCGAGUAUCCAGAGACCAAAUAUAAAAACCCCACCAUUUAUGAGUAAGCCUCCAGAAUUUCCAUUUAAUGAUAAUUCUAUACCUGACUUUAGUAAAGCAAAAAUUAGUGACGAAGAAUACAACAAUCUGCCUCCAGUAGAUUCUUACGGAAAUACAUAUUUCCCAGAUUCAUUCAAUCAGGCAAGUUCGAUAAGAAAUAUUAAAAGACCACAUAGAAAUCCCAUAGGCCUUUCAAUUGAUUCGGUUACUUUACCAAGUUAUCUGGAGCCACCAACUCCAUCACCGUCGUUUCCACCCAAAGAUAAUAUAAAAUAUAAAAUUGAACAAUAUAAAAGACGUCCAAGCAGACGACCAAUACGUAAGAAGAUAUCUAGUAGUCCCGAAGAUUUACUAUCAUCGGGUUCAUCCUCCAUUGGAGCAAUUCUUAACGAUAAUAUGGAUGAAGAUUUUGAAGAAGAAGUAGAAGAAUCUGAAAUAAAAAUAAAUAAAUUUAAUCCAAGAGCAACUAUAGCUCCUAAGCUACACGCAGUAACAGAUAAAGUUUUAGAGCAAAGUAAAGUAAAAGAUGAUUCAAUAAAGAAAAUUAAUUACAAUUACCAUCCAAUAAUCGAUUUCUUUGAUGGCGAUAGAAGCGAUUCAAUUGAUAGAGAAGAUAUUGAUGAAACUUAUGUUUCAUCUGAUUCUGACUGGAAGCCAAUAAAUCCUUCAGACAAAAACACAAAUUCUUUAACACGAAAGAAACAUAAA
This is a messenger RNA of Brenthis ino (lesser marbled fritillary), 2538 nucleotides long. NCBI's taxonomy places the organism in Eukaryota, Metazoa, Arthropoda, Insecta, Lepidoptera, Nymphalidae. The record is from the annotation of a GenBank genome assembly.